Molecule: messenger RNA, 1166 nt
Organism: Phalaenopsis equestris
Lineage: Eukaryota; Viridiplantae; Streptophyta; Magnoliopsida; Asparagales; Orchidaceae
Product: rho GTPase-activating protein 7-like
Exons: 6
Source: RefSeq, a predicted model, not a curated record
GUUGUUUUUCGUGGAUAUUUGGCUCAAGAAGUUUCUGUCCGUUUCUGUUUGGACGUACAUUCUUGUCCCAUCACACGAAGUUUUUCGCACAUAGAUUUUCCACGCUCUUUCUCUUUUUUGUCUCCUUGGUCAUUUGUCCUUGCCCUCGGAUUCCUCGCUUCUUUGGAUCAUACAUAUGAUCCGGAAGAGAUAUUUAUUUGGAAAGAGGUAUCAAGGUUGCAAGAGCAGCUACAAACUGAGAGGGAUCUUAGGGCUGCCCUGGAGGUUGGGUUAAGCAUGUCUUCUGGGCAGUUUUCUAGUUCUCGAAGCAUGGAUUCUAAGACGAGGGCAGAACUCGAGGAGAUUGCCCUUGCUGAAGCAGAUGUUGCUAGAUUGAAAAAGAAGGUUGCUGAACUGCAUCUGCAGCUUAAUCAACAACGCCAACAUCGUUGUAGCUUUGUUUCUGAUGACAUUGAUCACUACCAAAAUUUUCCGGCCCAUCUUUGUCAACCGAAAGUUGUUCAACAAGACUUCGACACUAGCCUUGCUUUUCUCAGUCAUGAGAAGAAACAGAGAAAUGAGAACCUAUCAGGAUCAGACUGGAGGAGCAUCAUGCCGCCCCAAGCGCUUUCCUUCCCAAGCAACUAUCAUCCAUCUUACAAAAAAUCUUUAGACGGCGCUCCUAGCGAUACGAAAGGAGUAGAAGCAUCCUCAAGCAUGUCCUCAUCUGAGACCAAUCCUCUCAAAUUAGCCGAGGGGCCGGAAUCUCUGAAACACCCAGCGGUCGCAUCCUCGACGUUGAUGGAACUGACCACACGUCUCGACUUUUUCAAAGAACGAAGGUCUCAGCUUUUGGAGCAGCUGCAUAAUCUGGAGCUGAGCCAUGGAAUUUCAUCAUCUCAAGGAUUUGCAUAUAAUCCUUCUUCCCCAUCCUGGAACAGUCCUAGAUGAAGUGAUAUACAUGUAUUGAGAUUGAAGGUUUCUCUUCCUUGUUCCACCAAUUUGCUUGUGUUUUGAAGACUUGUUAGGGCUGUGUCUUAUGUGACCACUUUUAUCAAUGUAAAUUAUGUGUAGCCUUCUUUUUCUUCAUUUUUUUAUUUUAUAUAUUUCCCAGAAUUUAUUGUUUUGUUGUCCUUGAAUAGCACGGUUAUUUUAAGGAUGUUAGUUAUAUGUUCUUUUCUAUAAAA